AUGGUGGUCGCCUGUUCAAAGUUAGGAGAUAUCAAAUUCACACGCCAACCGUUUGAAAUAAUGCUCGACCGAGAUGUGAUUGCCUGGAACGCAAUGAAAGCAGGGUACGUGCGUUUCGGGGAGCCUUUAAACGGACUCGAACUGUUUAACGCAAUGGAAAUGAAAGAAAAGAACGUUUACACAUGGAGUGGUGCCGUGGGAGGACUAGCGAUGCAUGGUUAUGGUAAAGAGUAUCUUGACAUUUUUUCCGUUAUGCAACAAGAAAACAUCGCACCAAAGGAGGACACUUUCCUUUCAAUCUUAAAGGCUUGUAGUGUAGCGGGUCUUGUUGAAGAUGGUUGGAAGCAUUCUGAAUCUAUGACCAAAGAGUAG
Lactuca saligna is the source of this 372-nucleotide messenger RNA. The record is from the annotation of a GenBank genome assembly. NCBI's taxonomy places the organism in Eukaryota, Viridiplantae, Streptophyta, Magnoliopsida, Asterales, Asteraceae.